GACCGGCGACACUGCAGUCUGAAGUGGCAGGCCGCAGUGCAGAGCAUCCGGGAGAAGAUAACCACCGCCGUGCAGGACAUGCCCGAGAGCGAGGAGCUGCGGGAGCUGCUGUCCGGCUCCUACAUCCACUAUUUCCACUGCCAGAGAAUAGUGGAGAUCCUGAAGGGCACAGAGGCAUCUUCAAAGAACAUAUUUGGGAGAUACUCGUCUCAGAGGAUGAAGGACUGGCAGGAGAUCCUGUCUCUUUAUGAAAAGGAUAAUGCCUAUUUAGCGGAGCUGGCCAGCCUCCUGGUGCGCAGCGUGACCUACGAGGGGCCGGCGCUCAGGAGGCAGCUGGCCAAAGCCAAGCAGCUGCAGCAGGAGCUCAGCCGCAAGGAGCUGGAGUGUCAGAGCGGGGCAGCCGACCUCAGGGAGCGCUACUACUGCGCUUGCAGACAGUACGGCAUCACGGGACACGAUGUGAAGAGGGAGCUGCAGGCGCUGGUGAAGGACCUGCCCUCUGGCCUGGGGCGGCUGGGCCAGGAGGCGGCCUGCCUGGAGGAGCCCAUCCAGCUGUAUGGCGCCUUCACACGCUUCGUCUGUGACUGGUCAGGCCCCCUCCUCCCCAUGCUCACGUUCGCCCAGAAGCGGGGGAACGCCACGGCGUACGAGUGGAGGACAGGGGUCGCCCCCACAGUCGUGGAGAGAGCCCCAGUAGAAGAUGCCCCCCCCGACACCGUCAGCGAGGAAACGAUCGACUGGGGUGACCUGGGCGGCGCAGGAGCUGACUUGGGGAUCACAGUGGAGGACGGAGUGGACUGGGGCAUCAGCCUGGAGCCCAGCGCAGAUGAGGCUGACUGUGGUGGAAUAGACUGGGGAGAGGAGACAGCCAGUCCAGUAGAGAUUGAAGUCUUGGAAAUGGGCACUGACUGUCCUGACGGAGUCGCUAGGGGGGAGGACGCUCUCACUCUCUUGGAGAACCCCCAAACCCGGAGCCAGUUCAUCAACGAGCUCAUGGAGCUGGAGCUCUUCCUGGUGCAGAGGCUGACCGAGAUGAGCGAGGAAGGGGACGUCCUGGCCAUGAGCCAGUUCCAGCAGGCACCCCCUGUCAUCCAGGCCCAGACCCGGGACAAAGUCCAGGCCAUGCUGAGCCAGGUGCGCUCCAUGCUGGAGCAGCUGACCAACCUGCGCAUGCAGCACCUCUUCACCAUCCAGGCGUCGCCAAGGUACGUGGAGCGCGUGACCGAGCUCCUGCGGCAGAAGCUGAAGCAGGCGGAGAUCCUGGCGGCGAAGCAGCGUCUGCAGGAGGAGCAGCGGGAGGAGGCCCUGGCGGAGCAGGCAAGGCUGGAGCCCAAGAUCGACCUGCUGGCCCAGAGGACCCGCGAGCUGCAGAGGCUGAUCGAAGCCGACAUCUCCAAGCGAUACAACGACAGGCCUGUAAACAUGAUGGGAGUCACCGUGUGAGAGUCCGUCCCGUGCAGAAGACCACCAGCCCCCUCUCUUUGACAGUAAAUAAAGUAUAUUGUGUUUUGAUGAAAAGGUUCUGUGCGAUGCUGUUGUUAAUCAGCAUCCCCCCCCCCCCAACUAAAACACACACUGCAAAGAGCCUGUGCUGUAGCCAGCAGUAAAAUGAAAAUUAAUGCAUUGUUUUUACUGGUGUCUCCAGGCACCGCUGCUGCAAAUUAAACCCGCUCUCUUGAAUAAUUUA
This is a messenger RNA of Lepisosteus oculatus (spotted gar), 1687 nucleotides long. RefSeq names its product CDK5 regulatory subunit associated protein 3 (gene cdk5rap3). The record is from RefSeq and is a predicted model, not a curated record. Gene Ontology annotation, biological process: regulation of mitotic cell cycle; regulation of cyclin-dependent protein serine/threonine kinase activity. NCBI's taxonomy places the organism in Eukaryota, Metazoa, Chordata, Actinopteri, Semionotiformes, Lepisosteidae. Gene Ontology annotation, cellular component: endomembrane system.